AUGCUGAGAAGACACGGAUUAUUCUGGUUAAAGACAUGUCCCCGUCUAAAUGUUCUUCAAAGACAGUGCGUACCCAUAUCACAUUUACUUGAUAAUCGCAUUGGUUGCCAGCAAAGGUGGUAUGCAAAGGGAAGGAGAAGAAGCCUGGAUUCCAAAAAAGAAAUGAAACCACUAAAUUUUUCCAUUCCAAACUACAUUUCUGUGAAUAAAUUAGCUAAUUUAUUGAACUGUCGUGUGGAAAAACUAAUAAAAGAUUUGACAGCAUUAGGUUUCCAAAAUAUCACAACAACUUAUAUAUUAUCAAAAGAAUACGUCGAACUAAUUUUACAGGAAUACAACUUUGCCCUUCCGAGCCUCUCCACGUCCACGAAUAUAGAUAAUGUUUAUGAGGAGCUAAAGUCUCCUGUAAAUCCAAAAUUAUUAACCAAAAGACCUCCCGUGGUGACUAUAAUGGGCCAUGUAGAUCAUGGUAAAACAACUAUUGUCGAUUAUCUACGGAAAUCCUCUGUAGUCGCUCAAGAACAUGGUGGGAUCACACAACAUAUUGGUGCCUUUCAAAUAAUAACGCCGAAGUCUGGGAAAAAGAUCACAUUUUUAGAUACUCCUGGUCAUGCUGCCUUUCUGAAAAUGAGAGAAAGAGGUGCAAAUAUCACGGAUAUUAUUGUCCUGGUAGUUUCUGUUGAAGAUUCUGUUAUGCCGCAGACGUUGGAGGCCAUAAAACAUGCGAAAAAAUCAGGAAAUGAGCUAAUAAUUGCAAUAACGAAAAUAGACAGAAUUCCGCGGCCUAAGGAACGUGAGAAGAAGAUCGAAAAGGUUAUUAAUGACUUGAUUGUUCAAGAUAUUGCAGUGGAGAAAAUCGGUGGAGAUGUUCAAGUAAUCCCUAUAAGUGCGAAAACAGGUGAGAAUAUGGAUCUUUUAGAGGAAUCAAUCGUGCUUUUAAGUGAAGUGAUGGAUAUAAGAGCUGAAAACUCCCCUAGAACUAUUGUAGAAGGUUGGAUUAUUGAGAGCCAAGUUAAAAAACAAGUCGGAAAUGUAGCUACCGUUCUAGUUAAGAAGGGUACUCUACAAAAAGGAAAAAUUUUGAUCUGUGGCAAUACAUUUUGUAAGAUCAAAAACUUAAUUGACGAUAAAGGUACACCAAUUUCUAAAGCAACACCAUCAUAUGCUACCGAAGUUCUCGGCUGGAAGGAUGUUCCGCAUGUUGGUGAUGAGGUUAUUCAAGUUAAGAGCGAGGCAAUUGCCAAAAAGUUCAUCAGUAAAAGGCAGGACCUUGUUGAAGUUCAGAAAAACUCUAGCAUUGUUGAGAGAUUGAAUGAAGAAAGAGCUCUAGCGAAGGAGCACCAUGCUAUUGAGGAAAAAAAUGAAGGAUUGCAAAAGGAGGAUGCUGCUCCGGAUCGUGAUCAAAAUAUUCUCCCUAAAAAUAUCAAUUAUAUCAUUAAAUGUGACGUGUCCGGCUCAGCUGAAGCAGUUUCUGAAAGUAUCUCUUCAUUAGGAAAUGAUGAAGUGAGAUGUAAUGUCAUUUCUUCUUCUGUUGGUAUUCCCACCGAGAGCGACUUAAAAAUGGCGCAGAUUACAGAUAGUGUAAUCCUAUGUUUCAACUUAGGUAAACUGCCAAGUGAAGUGAUCAACAACCGGGCUGGGAUCGAAGUAAAACAGUACAAUGUUAUCUAUAAAUUAAUCGAGGACGUAACUGAAACGUUAACUGAAAAUUUAAAACCCAUCUUUGAAAAAAAAGUUAUUUCAACAGUUGAUAUUCGUGAAUCGUUUGACUUUAAGUUAAAGAAAAAAGUAAUCAAAAUCGCAGGAUGCAAAGUAAACAACGGUAGCAUCAAGAAGAACUCCUUGGUUCAAGUAGUCAGAGGUCCCAAUGAUGAUGUCAUUUUCGAUGGAGCUCUCUCGACUUUGAAACACAAUAAGGAUGAUGUAGCAGAAGUUUCAAAGGGACAUGAAUGUGGGAUUACUUUUGAGGACGGUUUUGAGGGGUUUGAACCCGGUGAUAGAAUCCUGGUUUAUGAAAACGUGAAAGUUCCUCGUUACUUGUGA
Molecule: messenger RNA, 2043 nt
Organism: Saccharomyces kudriavzevii IFO 1802
Lineage: Eukaryota; Fungi; Ascomycota; Saccharomycetes; Saccharomycetales; Saccharomycetaceae
Gene: IFM1
Product: translation initiation factor 2
Exons: 1
Coding region: 1-2043 (680 amino acids)
Biological process (GO): translational initiation
Molecular function (GO): translation initiation factor activity; GTPase activity; GTP binding
Source: RefSeq, a predicted model, not a curated record